AGCGCGCUUUUUUCCUUUCGCUGGGACUCUCGGAGAAGAUUCCGCCCGGCAGCAGCAGAGAGGCUGUGGCGCGCGAGCGUUGCACUUGCUGAGGAGGAGACCUUGCGCCAGAGUGUGUGUCCAGCCAUGCCCGCCCAACAGCCCAAAAGCAGCGACGGGCCCCGGGCUCCGGAGAGGGUGGAGGAGCCGGAGCCGGCCGUGAUCACCCCAGCCAUGCUGGAGGAGGAGGAACAGCUGGAGGCUGCUGGGCUUGAGAGGGAGCGGAAGAUGCUAGAAAAGGCUCGCUUGUGUUGGGAUAGGGAGUCCGUGGAUAUUCGGUACCGUAGACUUCAACAUUUGCUUGAGAAAAGCAAUAUCUACUCUAAAUUUUUAUUGACUAAAAUGGAACAGCAACAGUUAGAGGAACAGAAGAAGAAAGAGAAAUUAGAGAGAAAAAAGGAAUCUUCCAAACUUGCUAUGGGUAAAAGUUCCAUUGAUGGAAGUGAGGAGAAUCCAGUUAUGAGAAAGAAAAGAGGAAGAGAAGAUGAAUCGUACAAUAUUUCAGAGGUCAUGUCAAAAGAGGAAAUUUUGUCUGUGGCUAAAAAAAAUAAAAAGGAGACUGAGGAUGAAAGCUCUUCUAAUCUCUGUGUAGAAGAUCUUCAGAAAAACAAAGAUUCAAAUAGUAAAAUUAAAGAUAGGUUGUCACAAACAGUUAGGCAGAAUACUAAGUUCUUCGUUGACCCAGUUCGGAAAUACGAUGGACAGCCAGUACCCUUUCAGCAACCAAAACUCUUUACAGGAGGUGUGAUGCGUUGGUACCAAGUAGAAGGCAUGGAAUGGCUUAGGAUGCUUUGGGAAAAUGGAAUUAAUGGCAUUUUAGCAGAUGAAAUGGGACUGGGAAAGACAGUUCAGUGCAUUGCUACAAUUGCAUUGAUGAUUCAGAGAGGAGUACCUGGACCAUUUCUUGUCUGUGGCCCAUUGUCUACACUUCCUAAUUGGAUGGCUGAAUUCCAAAGAUUUACACCAGAAAUUCCUACUAUGUUAUAUCAUGGGACCCAGCAGGAACGUCGAAGAUUGGUAAAUAAUAUUCACAAACGGAAGGGAACACUGCAGAUUCAUCCUGUGGUAAUCACUUCAUUUGAAAUCGCCAUGAGAGACCGAAACGCAUUACAGCAUUGCUUUUGGAAAUACUUAAUAGUAGAUGAAGGACACAGGAUUAAGAACAUGAAAUGUCGUCUAAUCAGGGAGUUAAAACGAUUCAAUGCCGACAACAAACUUCUUUUGACUGGGACUCCCUUGCAAAACAAUUUAUCAGAACUUUGGUCAUUGCUGAACUUCUUGUUACCAGAUGUAUUUGAUGACUUGAAAAGCUUUGAAUCUUGGUUUGAUAUCACUAGUCUUUCUGAAACUGCUGAAGAUAUUAUUGCUAAAGAAAGAGAACAGAAUGUAUUGCAUAUGCUGCACCAGAUUCUAACACCUUUCUUACUGAGAAGACUAAAAUCUGAUGUUGCUCUUGAAGUUCCUCCUAAACGAGAAGUAGUUGUUUAUGCACCCCUUUCAAAGAAACAAGAGAUCUUUUAUACAGCCAUUGUGAACCGGACAAUCGCAAACAUGUUUGGAACCAUUGAGAAAGAAACAGUUCAGCUAAGUUCUACUGGACGACCAAAACGGCGAACUAGAAAGUUAAUAAAUUACAGUGAAGUAGAUGAUUCCCCUAAUGAAUUGGAAAAAUUGAUCAGUCAGAUACAACCAGAGCUAGACCGAGAAAGACCUGUUGUGGAAGUGAAUUUUCCUGUAGAUUCUGAAGUCAAUCUGAAGCUGCAGAAUGUAAUGAUGCUACUUCGUAAAUGCUGUAAUCAUCCAUAUUUGAUUGAGUAUCCUAUAGACCCAGUCACACAAGAGUUUAAGGUUGAUGAAGAAUUAGUAACAAAUUCUGGGAAAUUCCUAAUUUUGGAUCGAAUGCUGCCAGAACUAAAAAUCAGAGGUCACAAGGUGCUACUGUUUUCACAAAUGACAAGAAUGUUGGACAUUUUGAUGGAUUUCUGCCACUUUAGAAAUUUCAACUUCAGCAGACUUGAUGGAUCCAUGUCUUAUUCAGAGAGAGAGGAAAAUAUGCACAACUUCAACACAGAUCCAGAUGUGUUUAUCUUCUUAGUGAGUACACGAGCUGGUGGACUGGGCAUUAAUUUGACUGCAGCAGAUACAGUUAUUAUUUAUGAUAGUGAUUGGAACCCUCAGUCUGAUCUUCAGGCCCAGGACAGAUGUCAUAGAAUAGGUCAGACGAAGCCAGUUGUUGUGUAUCGUCUUGUUACAGCAAAUACUAUUGAUCAGAAAAUUGUGGAAAGAGCAGCUGCUAAAAGGAAACUGGAAAAGCUGAUCAUCCAUAAAAAUCAUUUCAAGGGUGGUCAAUCUGGAUUAAAUACAUCUAAGACCUUCUUAGACCCUAAGGAAUUAAUGGAAUUAUUAAAAUCUAGAGAUUAUGAAAGGGAAGUAAAAGGAUCAAGAGAGAAAGUCAUUAGUGAUGAAGAUCUAGAGUUGUUGUUAGAUCGAAGUGACCUUAUUGAUCAAAUGAAUGCCUCAGGACCAAUUAAAGAGAAGAUGGGAAUAUUCAAGAUACUAGAGAACUCUGAAGAUUCUAGUCCUGAAAGUUUGUUUUAAAUUGGAGCUACGGAAUGUCUUUUUUAAUUUGUUUACAUCUACAGAUUUACCUACAUUGGUGUUAAAGUCCAGAUUGUCUACUUUACUUUUUGAUUAUCUCAGUUUACAUAAUGUAACACUGCAUAAUUAAUAGAUGGUCAUUUUCUGAGCCUUAUUAAGAACGACAUAUUCAAUUUAGAUUUUCAGUUAAUUUUUCUGACUCAGUAGUACCCUUAGGCACAGCCUGAUGGGUACUAAAUCACUGCCAGAUUUAUACAGCCUUCCUGUGGAAGUUUACGGUCUUUCCCCCUCACUUCCCCUCUUUAGCAGUACGGUUUAUGGGUUUUGGGUACUUCAGUUAUGGAGUAGGCUUUUAAUGGGGGGAAAAUUGGGAUUGUGCUUUCUGUUUAAAUGAGAAAUUGUUUGAUUUUAGUAUCUAUUGGUAUAAAAUCAUUCACCAAAUAAAUGUUCGUUAUAAGAUGAUAUCAAAUUAUUUUUUCAGAAAGAAUGGCUUGGGUGAAAUAAUAAUAGCAAAAGUCUUGCAAUGUAUUGCGAUUCAGUAUUACUUACCUGGCUUGAUUGCGUUCAUUUAAGGUACACACAUAUAAAAAGAUUUCAACUGAAUAUUGGGUUAAUGCAGAGAAGGCUCUGGAAUAUACUAUAGGGUCUUAAGAAAUCAUAAACUGGAACUGGCAAUAUAUUUUGCAAAACAUGAAUAGAAUGAGAGAUGACACCCUUAAAAUUUAUAGUGGUGGUGGGAAUAAGAAGAAGUCAAGACCUAAGAUUAUAGGUAAUACAAAAUUUGUAACAGGAGCAUAAAAUGGUAGCAAUUUUAUGUAUGUAUAUCAGGCUAUGAGGAAGGGAAAUUCUGAAUGUUCCCUGAACUAUACAUUUCUGUGUAGGCUGCUUCUCUCAUGGAAAAAUGCUAUUCCUCCUGCUUCCCAUGUAUAUUCAAAGGUAGAUGAGAAUAUCUAUAUCUUACGGAGAUUUAGUAAAAAAAAAAAAAACCAGACUACAGAGCAGGUUUUUUAGUUUUUGUGAUUUUUUUUUUUUAAACUGGAAAUGUUUACCAAUCACAGUAAUGCUGGCUAAUCAUCAGUGUUAGUUGGUUGCCUAGUUCUACUAAGUUCUCCUCUUAAAUGAGAAUGUAAUGGUAGGUUCACCUCUAUCCUCACAUCUCUAGUACCGUCUCCCUUAGCAUGUUGCUCCCUGUUGACACUAGAUAAUAAAAAGUAUCAGGAAAGAACUUUUGAAAGUUGUCACCAUUGCAUCUCUACAAGCCUGCCAGUAUCUGCCUAUGUAUCCUUAUUACUGUGGAAGUAUUGUCUGUACAAGCUAGAAUCAACAGAAAAACCUCAUUUCUUUUAUAGAAAACUCAACGAAAGGUUGACCAGAUUUGCUUUUUUGAUUGUCCUCUUUCAUUUUUUUGUUCCCUGAACCCAUUGUGGUCAUAUUUUCAUCUUGUCGACCCAUUGGAACUGUUCUUAUUAAGGUUUCCAGUGGCCUCAUUGACCUCACUUUACUAGAUAUAUCAGUAGCAUUUUAACAGUUACUUGAUUUUCAGCCUCUCAUAAUCACAAGAUUGGGCACUUAAUCAGCCUUUAAUCCAGUUUGUUCACUAAAUAGGAGUGUGUUGGAAACAUGAAACAGGAAUAAAGUUACAAUGAAGAAUCAAAUGAACACACUGGGUAAAUACUCAGUUUUCUAGAAUUAAGGAAAAAUGAAAGACUUCAUACUAGAUUAGUUUAUCAAGUGCUAUACAGAAGAGAUGAAGAAAACUAGAUUACCUGUAAAGAAACAUCACUUAGCAGAUGUUUUAUCUCAAGAGAGUGAAAUAAGCAAAUUUUCAAUAUGCUCAAAGAAAAAUUACAACCUAGAAUUUUAUAUUCAACUAGAGUACGUGAAAGUGGGACAGUCAAGAUUCAGGCACGCAAGUUUUAUGCAAAAGGAAGCAAAGGUACUGACCCUACCUGUCAAGUGUUAGAAACAACCUUAUGUGGAAUCCAUGUGUCCUAACCUGGCUUUGUAGUACCCCACUAAGGAUCUCUUUAAUACUUCAAACCAUAGACAAUAAGCAGCAGAGCUAUUGGCAGGUGGAGCUGUGGAUGAAUGUCAAGCCAGCAGCUGAAGUCAUAGAACAGGCAGCCUAUACUUUCAGAAUUUUAUGUGAUCCAGCUCUGAGAGCUUUUGAACCACUUCCGUUAGAUAACCUUAUUGUCAUCACUUCAGCUUUAAUAUGCAUUUCUCUGAAUUGGAAGUAAGUGCUUUUCUGGCUCACAUAAAAGGUAUUUUUGUAGUUCUAUUUUUGUAAACUUCAUAAUUAUAUUUGGUUCAUAACUAUAAAUGUAAAUUCAGGGAAAUAAUAGUAACCUUAUAUCAGGGAUGUACAGUUUCAGUAAGAUCUUGCAAAAAAUGACAUACAUUAAAAGUCUCAAGUACAGGGAAAGGAAGCAGUGUACAUAAAAUGCUUAAUUCAGUGUUUGCCUGGUAAUGUUUAAUAAAUGACAGGUACCAUUAUCACUUCUAGCUAUUUUAUUAAUACCAGUUUACUAGUGAUCAUUCAUUAGUAAACUACCAAGGAAACGGUGCUUACAUGGAAGAGCCAAAAUCUAAACUAUAGACUCUGCUGCUAUCAUACCUUGCAAAAUAUAAAAUAUAAGUCUCCAUUCCUUGGACAAAGAUACCUGAUUAUUUCUCUGUAAGGGAAAACAGUUGUCUUUUUGUUCAAAUUACACUCAUUUCUACUGUGACAAUGUAGCUGCAAUUCUGGGGCAUUUUCCUGGCUUGCAGAACCCAAAUAUAAGUUCCUUGAGCACAUUAAGUGAGAAGAGCAAUUCUCUUAGUCCAGAGUCUAGACUUUUCAAAAGUUUUGACAAUUCAUCUGGUGGUGGGUAUAGAAUAAAAUUAUCUUGGUUUUAGCAUAUAGAGAAAUAAUCAGAUUUGAAAUGAAAAUACCUGGAUUUCAGUUACUUCUCUGCCCAAUUUACAAACUUGGGAAAGGCAAACUGUAAAUCUAUUUCCUCAUACCAGUGGAGCCGAUAUUCCCUGCCCAUCCUAGUUCACAAGUUUCUUUUGCAGACUGUGUCAUAUAAGUAUGUGCACAACCCCUCUGAUCAUAGUAAGAGUCCAGUUGAAAAAAAGGAGGUUAUUCUAGGUAUACACUGGGGAAGUCAUUUAUAAUGGAGAAAUGAAGUUUUAAUUUCGGACUAAAGCCCAAAUUAUAGUUUUCCCUAGAUCGAUCUCAUAUAUUAGUGUCUCUAACUUCUCUUCUAGAGUUUGUGGAUAAAAUACACAAAUAAGAGUCAUAAGAAGCAAUGUAGUUUUGUUAUUAAGAGUAUGAAUUACAGAAUCAGAUUUGGGAGCAAAUCCUCAUUCUAUUCCAAGUUAGCUGUCACCAUUGAAUGGAAAUUACUUAACCUCUCCAGGCCUCAGUUUCCUUAUCUGUAAAAUGGGGAAAGAGUAGUAAUUCUGAGAUUGCUGUGAGGAUUAUGUACAGAAAUGUUCUGUGUAGUUUCUAUCACAUAAGAACCUCAACUAUUGAUGCAAAAUAUGUAUUAUAGUAGAUUGCAAUUUGCUCUACCCAAGUAUCACAGAGGCAGGAAGGAAAAGGAAGUUAAUGUAUCCCUGGAUCAGCCAGCACAGGGCACUCAUUGAUUGUAUGGAGUGCACAAGAUGCUUUCAGAGUGAAUGCAGAUCUAAACUGCCUUUUUCUCAUUUAACAAAUGUAGAGGCAUUUUCCAGAGGCUACAUGAUCUGUGAUGACAUCAUUGCUCUGAUGGCUAGUGGAAGGUGUGUUUGUACUUUUGGAAGUUGUCAGCAUUAAUUUCUAAUAUGGCAAUAUGGGUCAAUAUAACUCUCACAAGCAAAGUUCUUUGGGCUCCUCAGUAAUUAUUAAAAAUGGAAAGGGGUCCAGGAAUCAAAGUGUUUGAAAACUGCUGGCGUGAAGGGUGGGCUGCCUUUGUAAUGUUCUGUGUUAUUGUUCACUCUUCACUAACUACUGUAUUAAGAUGUUUGUAUUACUGUUUAUACAUUUUGUUCUAUAUUUAUCCACAUUAUACUUAUUUCUCUGUGGUUUGUGCAAGAUUUUUUCCUGGUACUUUUCAAAUGGCUUUACAGAAUGGUCGUAUGAGUUCACACCCCACCAGCAGUACUGAGGACCUACUUCUCCACAUCCUUACCGAUACCUUAUUUACCUUGCUAAUUUUUGCCAUUCUGAAUGUCAUAAAAUGGCUUCUUCUUGUUUAAAUGUUGUAUUUCUCCCACUUUCUUCAUUUUUAUGUUUUGUAUGGUCAUUCUUGCCAGAGUUCUGCUUCUGUUAAUCUUCCCAUGGAUCAGCUUCUGCUUUAGUUAAAUCUGAUUCUCUUUACUAUGUAUCAUUGGUUCUCACUUCCAUCUUUAAUUUUUUGUCUCAUUUCUUUGUAUUUGAUAUAAAAUAAGCAAACAUUGAGUGCUUUUCUUCAGUGAUUAUUUUAUAACAAAGUAUUUAAUGAUGCAAAUUUUUUCUCUUAAUACUGUUUUAGCUGUAUCUCAAAUAUGGCAGGUAGAGUUUUUGCUGUUACUUAAUUCUGUUUUCUAACUUUUAUGAUUUUUUAUUUAACUCAGGAGUUCCUUCAUUGUAUAUGUAGUUUGCAGAUACAAAUUUUUAAAGAUUUUAUUUAUUUUUAUAUUGAGGAGAAGGGAAGGAGAGGGAGAGGAAAAGAAAUAUUGAUGUGUGAGAAAAACAUCAACAUCAGUUGCCUCCUGAAGGCUCACCCAUGGGGGACUGGGACUGCAAUCCAGGCAUAUGCCCUGACUGGGAAUCGAACUGGGGACUUUUUACUUUGUGGGAUGAUGCUCAACCAACUGAGCCACACUGGUCAGGGCACAGAUAACGAUUUUUUUUUUUAAGUUGCCUAUUUUAUUGCUUUCCCUCCGUAUUUAAUUAUAGUCAGAGAACAUGAUUUGCAUGAAGUUAACUUUGUAGACUAUAUUGAUGCUUCCUUUGUGACCUAGCACAAGAUGAGUUUUGUAAAUAUUUUCAUUUGUACUUGAGGGUAAUAUAUAUUUUCUGAUUUUUGAGGAUAAAUUUCUCUAU
This is a messenger RNA of Artibeus jamaicensis (Jamaican fruit-eating bat), 7690 nucleotides long. It is a transcript of the gene HELLS, whose product is annotated as helicase, lymphoid specific. Gene Ontology annotation, cellular component: pericentric heterochromatin; nucleus. The coding region runs from base 127 to 2637 and encodes 836 amino acids. The transcript is spliced from 22 exons. The record is from RefSeq and is a predicted model, not a curated record. Gene Ontology annotation, biological process: negative regulation of gene expression via chromosomal CpG island methylation; DNA methylation-dependent constitutive heterochromatin formation; pericentric heterochromatin formation. Lineage: Eukaryota; Metazoa; Chordata; Mammalia; Chiroptera; Phyllostomidae. Gene Ontology annotation, molecular function: ATP binding; chromatin binding; ATP-dependent chromatin remodeler activity.